Molecule: messenger RNA, 420 nt
Organism: Paramecium pentaurelia
Lineage: Eukaryota; Ciliophora; Oligohymenophorea; Peniculida; Parameciidae
Source: the annotation of a GenBank genome assembly
AUGAAAAGGGCAGAUCCAAGAGGUAAAGGAGUAAGAUUAUCUAUAUAAUAGGUUUAGGUUAAGAGUGAAAUUAUUAGAUUUUAUGUACACAUUUGCAUAGGACAUCAGUAUAUCAAAAGUAACUUUUUCGAAUUAUCUUGCAAUUAUAACCAUUCUACAUUUUAAAUCACAAAUUUAAUAAUAACUGAAUAAGCUAUUUAAUUUCAACUUUAAAAACUAAAAUAAUUAAAAAUGAAAUUGAUAUUUAAAUCAGUCCAACUCCAAUUUUAUUCAUCCUCAUCAUAAAAUCCACCACAACUAGAAAAUAUUAAAUAUAUUAUACAUUAUCAAACCAUAAUAUAAAGUUUACCAAAAUCCUAUUUUCUAAUUGGUAAACUUGGCAAUACCUAAUAUAAAUUAAUAAAAAUAACUUAAAAAUGA